GCGUCCGCGCGGAAGAAGCGGGUCCUGCUCCACUCGUGCUGCGCGCCCUGCUCCGGCGCGAUGAUCGAGGAGAUGGUCGAGACGCUGGACGCGGACGUGACCGUCUUCUUCUACAACCCGAACAUCCACCCGCGGUCCGAGUACGAGCUCCGGAAGCGCGAGAACGAGCGCUACGCGGCGAAGCUCGGCAUCGCCUUCGUCGACGGCGACUACGACCCCGACGAGUGGUACCGGCGCGCGCGGGGCCUCGAGUACGAGCCCGAGCGCGGCGGCCGCUGCACGGCGUGCUUCGACGUCCGCAUGGAGCGCACGGCGCUCUACGCGCACGAGUGGGGCUUCGACGCGAUCGCGACGACGAACGCGACGAGCCGCUGGAAGGACGAGGCCCAGGUCGACGGCUCGGGCCUGCGGGCGGCGGCGAGGUACGACGGCCUCGAGUACAUGUACCAGGACUGGAAGACGGACGCGAUGACGGAGCGCAAGUACGUCAUCAACGCGGAGCACGCGUUCUACAAGCAGGAGUACUGCGGCUGCUCCUACUCGCUCCGCGACAACAACUUCCACCGGGCCAAGGAGGGCAAGCCGCCCAUCAAGCCCGCGACGGCCGACGUCUACUCGGACCCGCGCCUCGACUCCGAGGAGGAGUCGCCGGACGUCGUCGCCGACUUCUUCGAGCGCGCGCCCGCGUUCUCCGAGGAGGUCCGCGCCAUGUACCAGGCGCGGCGCCGCGGCCGCGCGGGCCAUAAGGACAACUGGUGA
Messenger RNA from Aureococcus anophagefferens, 759 nucleotides. RefSeq lists its product as hypothetical. NCBI's taxonomy places the organism in Eukaryota, Pelagophyceae, Pelagomonadales, Pelagomonadaceae. The annotation marks the transcript as partial. The transcript has a single exon. The record is from RefSeq and is a predicted model, not a curated record.